UUUGAAAUCACCCUCACAUCAUUUACUGAGUAAGAGGACAAUACAACUGAAUGAUGCCUGUAAAUGAGGAAGAAGACGAUAAGAAAGGUGACACAGAUGGGGAAGUACCAUCUCGCACGGCACAGAAAAACUCGAGCCACACCAAUACGGUCAAGGAUUCAAAGAAGCCAAGUGGAGAAGAUGCGUUGUGGUCUUUCUCAAGUUUAUAUGAAGGAGAUGAAGAAAAGGGAUUGAAGAGAACGCUCAGUUUGAAGAACGCUAUUACAAUGACGAUGGGCGGAGUGAUUGGUGCAGGAUUAUUUAUCGCCCCUACGGGCGUUCAACGAGCUGCUGGCUCUGUCGGCGCGUCAAUCAUAAUAUGGUUUAUAUGUGGAUUAUGGUGUUUUCUUGGUGCGUGUAUCUAUGCCGAACUCGGUAUUAUGAUCCCGAAGUCGGGCGGUGACUAUGCUUACCUUAUGGAAGCAUUUGGACCCUUUCUUGCAUUCCUCAGGUUCUGGAUAGAGGGAAUGGUAGUAAGGCCCUGUGCAAGAGCGGUCAUCAGCCUAACCUUUGCCAUUUACACACUGCGUCCUCUUUAUCCAAAUUGCGACCCUCCACCGUGGACUACCGAGCUUGUCGCAGCCAUUCUUAUAAUUGGUGUGGGUGCAAUAAAUUGCUGGUCUGUAAAAGCAGCAGCAUCAAUGCAAGACUAUAUUACUUACGCGAAAGUGUUAGUACUAAUCGCUGUCAUUCUUACAGGCGGCUUUCUUCUCAUUUUCGGUGGGCCGAAGUAUAGAGACUCUUUCGAAAGCCCUUUCGAAGGCAACUUUCGAAAUUGGCUCGACGCUUCUGUUGGAUUUUAUUCUGGAUUGUUCGCUUAUCAAGGAUGGAUAAAUUUGAGCUUUCUUACCGAAGAAAUUAUUAAUCCGAAACGUAAUCUACCUCUUGCUCUGGUACUAUCGUCAGCUGCUAUCACCCUUAUCUAUACAUUUUUCGUGGUUGCGCUAUAUGUCGUUUUAUCUCCUGAUGAAGUGCUUAUUAGUCCAGCCGUCGGUGUGUUAUUCGCUGAGAAAGCCUACCCUGCCGUUUCCUUUUUGAUGCCCCUAUGCGUUGCCAUGGCCUGCAUUGGAACAGAAAAUGGCAAUAUGAUCAUGAGCUCUAGAUUACUCUUCUGCGCUGGUCGCGAGCAUCAAAUGCCAAGGAUUUUAGCAAUGAUAAAUAAAAGGCUGCGAACUCCUAUGCCUGCUGUGCUAUUCGCAAGCUUUUUAACUUUCUGCUAUCUUCUUAUCUCCAACAAUCUCUAUGCUCUCAUCACUGUAAGUCAAGUGGUAUCCUGGCUGGCAUUCGCCGUCGUGGCACUAGCAUGGUUCAAACUUCGACGCAAGUAUCCGGAUGCUAGCCGAUCAGUCAAGGUUCCUCCAAUUUUUGCAGCAGUGUUUGUAGUUGGAUCAACUAUCAUUGUCGUUUUACCCGUCAUUGCUUCUCCAGUGGAUUCAGCGAUAGGUAUACUAAUCUUACUUACUGGUGUUCCUAUCUACGUACUUUUCAUCCAACAAAACAAAACCCCACUUGUCAUUAGAAGAGCGCUAUUCUCUUUUACCGUGUUUUGUCAAAAGAUAUUGAUGGUGGUCGACGAUAACGAAAGUAAAUGA
Cylicocyclus nassatus is the source of this 1631-nucleotide messenger RNA. The record is from the annotation of a GenBank genome assembly. Lineage: Eukaryota; Metazoa; Nematoda; Chromadorea; Rhabditida; Strongylidae.